AUGGCAGCGUCAUCCAGGGGACAAGGACGAAACAGCAAUGAUGAAGACCAGAGCGAUAAUCAAGAAUCAUCGAAUUCUAUUUAUGCGGCUUUAGCUAGGACUACUGCUCGAGGAGUAGGCCUCUACUUUGCAAGGCCGAUGAGGUUAUUUCGCCCAACGAAGAUUAGUGGCUGGACAACCCUCCGCCAUGUAGCAGCCUCCCAGGGGACAAGCCUUUCACCAGCAUUUGUUACCAAUUUGAUACGGACGCAAGGGGCAUUGGUCAUUCCUCGACAUUUUAUUCCUCCACUACUAGUCAAUACUUGCCUCGGGACAAUCCUUUUCACAACAUACAGCUAUACGUAUGAUACUAUCCACCAUGAAGACACCCACUUAAACAGCACCAUCGCUUCCGCGAUUGCUGGGGCUACAGCGGGUGCCGUACAGUCUAUCGCCGGUGCGCCGGCUGAAAAUGUUAGACUAUACCUCGAGGGGGAUACAACCGGCAAACAGACAAGUGUCCAAGGAUGGCGGCAAGCCUGGAAAGAUGUAUUCAGAGACUCUGACCAAUCAGGAAUGGAGCGUGAUCGGAAGGCCUUGCGUCGUGAAGCCCGCGCAACAAGAAACUGGGCACGAGAAGUAGCUGGGAUGUCAAUGGGCCGAGGGUGGGAGGGCUGGGGGUGGAGUUGUGCAAAGGAUACACUUGGCUUCGCACUGUUUUUCGCUACCUUCGACGUCUCGAGGCAUGCUGCGACCUUUGUAUCCCGAGCUCGCUCCGACCGACGCCGUGGGGCAAAACGUUUGGAAGCCAUUCUCUGGGAUAAAUCGUUUCACCCAGAGCUUAGUGACGAUUCGGAGCGUGAAGGUCACAAGUCUAUCUUUACCAAACUCGCUCAAGAUCUCGGGCUCCGAGUGCUUGGAUGGCGCGGAGUCCCCACCGAUGGCACCAUUUUAGGGCCGGCCGCUAGCAGCAAAGAACCCUCUAUUUUACAACCUUUUGUUGUACUUCGUGAGAACUACGGCGAUGCAAAGUCCAGUCACAAUGGUCCCUUUGACCAGCGACUCUUUGAGCGACAACUCUAUGUCUUGCGCAAGCAUGCAACCCACACCAUCACCCUUACUCGCUGGUUCUAUAUUUGCUCGCUCUCCACAAGUAAUAUCGUCUACAAGGGUCAGCUCUCACCGCCACAGGUAUACAACUAUUACCACGAUCUCAACCAUGUCCUCUACAAAUCACACUUUGCACUCGUACACUCUCGAUUCUCAACCAACACGUUCCCAAGUUGGGACCGUGCCCAGCCAAUGAGGUGGGCGGCGCACAAUGGUGAAAUCAACACUGUUCGAGGUAAUAAAAAUUGGAUGCGUGCUCGCGAGGGCGUUCUGCAAUCAACACUCUUUGGUGACGAACUUAAUCUCUUAUAUCCUAUUAUUGAAGCUGGAGGAUCCGACUCGGCGGCAUUUGACAACGUACUCGAAUUAUUGGUCGUCAAUGGCGUCGUCUCUCUCCCUGAGGCCGUUAUGAUGAUGAUUCCCGAAGCUUGGCAGGACAAUGAGCUCAUGGAGCCAGAAAAACGUGCUUUCUACAACUGGUCCGCUUGCGUACAAGAGCCUUGGGACGGACCUGCGCUUUUUACUUUCAGCGAUGGCCGAUACUGCGGAGCCAACUUGGAUCGAAACGGUCUUCGCCCUUGCCGUUAUAUCAUUACGAACGAGGACAUUAUGGUCUGCGCUUCCGAGGUCGGUGCGAUCUACAUUGAACCCGAGAAGGUUGUCUCCAAGGGCCGUCUCAAGCCCGGGCGUAUGCUGCUCGUUGAUACAGUCGAGGGACGCGUCGUUGACGACAAGGAACUCAAGCGAACAACCGCUCGUAAGCAAAACUUCGCUCUUGGGUCGAGGCGUACCAUAUCUAUCGACUCAGUCAUUGACAACACUGUCCUCGCGACUGACCCCAAACUCCUCGCUUUCGGUUAUACGGUGGAGCAACUCAACUUGUUGAUGCUGCCCAUGGUUUCAGAAGGAAAGGAGGCGCUUGGCUCUAUGGGUAACGAUGCUCCUCUGGCCUGCAUGGCUACUCAGGCUCGCCCAGUGUAUGAUUACUUCCGCCAGCUAUUCGCUCAGGUCACAAACCCACCGAUCGAUCCCAUUCGCGAGAGUAUCGUCAUGUCGCUCGAGUCUUAUGUUGGACCGGAGGGAAAUCUCCUCGAAAUGAAGCCCGAACAGUGUCACCGAAUUCUCCUCAAGUCCCCAGUUCUUGGAAUCGAAGAAAUGAACGCGCUCAAGAACCUCAGCGCCGCAUAUCCCAAGUGGUCCUCUCGUACGAUCGAUAUCACGUUCCCCAAAUCUGAAGGACUCCCUGGGUACCGCGCUGCGCUCGAUCGUGUCUGCAACGAGGCGACUGCUGCGAUCGAGGACAACCAAAAGGUCAUCAUUCUAUCCGAUCGUGCCGUAGGAAAGGAUCGCAUUCCCCUCAGUGCCCUGAUUGCCUGUGGGGCUGUUCACCAUCACCUCGUUCUCCAGAAGAAGCGAGCCAAGGUCGCAUUGAUGGUUGAAACUGGAGAGGCUCGCGAGGUUCAUCACCUCUGUGUAUUAGUCGGCUAUGGGGCUGAUGCAAUUUGUCCCUACCUUGUAAUGGAAGUAAUCCACAAAGUUAGCCGGGAGCGUAUCGUCAAGGGAGAGCAAACAGUGGAACAGUUGCUGAAAAAUUAUCGCAAGGCGACCGACAAUGGUAUCCUUAAGGUGAUGAGCAAAAUGGGCAUCUCGACUCUGCAGUCAUACAAGGGCGCACAAAUAUUUGAGGCAUUGGGGCUCCACAACGAAGUCGUCUCUCGGUGCUUUACUGGUACAGCCAGUCGUGUUCAGGGCGCAACCUUUGAUCUACUUGCUAUGGAUGCGUUUGAGCUCCAUGAGCGUGGGUACCCUUCGCGCGAAACACUUCUACCUCCUGGAAUGCCGGAAUCCGGGGAGUACCACUGGCGUGAUGGUGGUGAGGCGCAUGUCAACGACCCCGCAGGCAUCGCGAAUCUUCAGGAUGCGGUACGCGAGAGGAACCAGGCCGCCUAUGACGCAUACAGUCGUAAUGCACGCGAACAGAUCAAGCAAGCAUCACUUCGUGGCCUGCUCGAGUUCAAAUACGAAGCCGCGACCCCUAUCCCCGUUGAGCAAGUCGAGCCUUGGAAUGAGAUUGUUCGUCGAUUUGUUACCGGUGCCAUGUCCUAUGGGUCGAUUUCUAUGGAAGCUCACUCCACACUUGCGGUCGCGAUGAACCGCCUCGGGGGAAAGUCUAACACCGGCGAGGGAGGUGAAGAUGCGGAGCGUUCUCAAGUCUUCCCUAAUGGCGAUACAAUGCGUUCUGCCAUCAAACAGGUUGCCAGCGGACGAUUUGGUGUGACCAGUAACUAUCUCGCCGACGCGGAUGAGCUUCAGAUCAAGAUGGCACAAGGCGCGAAGCCGGGUGAAGGUGGUGAGCUUCCCGGACACAAGGUUUCUGGUUCAAUCGCUCGCACGCGUCACUCGACUGCCGGGGUGGGGCUUAUUUCCCCACCUCCCCAUCAUGACAUCUACAGUAUCGAAGACCUUAAACAGCUUAUUUACGAUCUAAAAUGCUCGAACCCCCGUUCUCGCGUAUCAGUCAAGCUUGUUUCAGAAGUUGGUGUUGGCAUUGUAGCGAGUGGUGUGGCCAAGGCCAAGGCCGACCAUAUUCUUAUUUCUGGCCACGAUGGCGGAACCGGUGCUUCACGUUGGACCGGUAUCAAAUACGCUGGGCUUCCGUGGGAGCUUGGCCUUGCUGAGACUCACCAAACACUCGUGCUCAAUGAUCUGCGUGGACGUGUGACUGUCCAGACUGAUGGUCAGAUCCGUACCGGACGUGAUAUCGCGAUCGCUUGCUUGCUCGGAGCCGAGGAGUGGGGCUUUGCUACUACACCUCUCAUUGCUAUGGGAUGCAUUAUGAUGCGUAAAUGCCAUCUCAAUACCUGUCCUGUUGGUAUCGCUACUCAAGACCCGAUGCUUCGAGCCAAAUUCGCCGGUCAACCUGAGCAAGUCAUUAACUUCUUCUAUUAUCUCGCCGAGGAGCUCCGUGGUAUUAUGGCUAAGCUUGGAUUCCGCACGAUCAACGAAAUGGUUGGGCGCGCCGAUAUGCUCAAAGUCGAUGAAGCUCUCCGCACGCCAAAGACGGCUAAGCUCGAUCUCGCGCCUAUUCUGAAACCGGCAUGGCAGAUGCGUCCAGGUGCUGCCACAUACCGCAUUCGUCAGCAAGACCACAAGCUCUAUAUCCGCCUAGACAACAAGUUUAUCGACGAAGCCGAGCCCGCACUUACCCAAGGGCUGCCCGUACACAUCGAGUGUGACGUAGUCAAUACCGAUCGUGCGUUGGGAACAACUCUGUCUUACCGAGUGUCGAAGCUUUACGGAGAAGAGGGCUUACCCAAGGAUACAAUUCAUAUCCUCAUGCGCGGAUCGGCCGGACAGUCUUGUGGAGCGUUCCUUGCCCCUGGGCCUGUCUGGCGGUCGUCUCGUCGUAUACCCUCCCAACAGUCAACCUUCAAGGCAGAAGAGAACAUUAUCAUAGGCAACGUCUGCUUGUAUGGCGCCACCUCUGGAGAGGCAUUUAUUCGUGGUAUUGCUGCUGAACGCUUUGCUGUGCGCAACUCGGGUGCGAAUGCUGUCGUUGAAGGAACCGGAGACCACGGCUGCGAGUACAUGACUGGUGGUCGUGUCGUUGUUCUCGGAACCACUGGGCGUAACUUUGCUGCGGGUAUGAGCGGAGGUAUCGCAUAUGUCCUGGAUAUGGCCCACACCUUUGCAGCCAAGGUCAAUCAAGAGAUGGUCGAACUCGGCAAGGUUACCGAUCCCCGUGAAAUUGCUGAGCUACGUAGCCUCAUCGAGGAUCACCGCCAUUACACCGGGUCCGAGGUCGCGAACCGAGUGCUCAUGGACUUUCAUCAUCUUCUUCCCAUGUUCGUCCGUGUCAUGCCCCUCGACUACAAACGCGUUCUCGAAGAAAAGGCGGCUCGGGAGAAAGAAGAGAAGAAGAAACAGAGCUUUAUCGAUCUCGUGCCUUCACACACAGCGAGCCAAGUCGAUUUGGCAUCCGAGACUCUCGAAGACGUUCUGCUACCAAAGGAACCUCUCUCCGCCGCAGUUUCUAACGCACAGCUCGCUCCCGGUCGGCGCAGCGAACCUGCGAUCGUCGACGUUGAAGACUCGAUGAUCGACGAGAAUACGACGAAGACUCGCAUGGCCAAACUCGACAAGACGCGUGGCUUCAUGAAGUAUAAGCGCCUCAAUGAAGCAUACCGCCCACCUCGUAAGCGCGUCAAGGACUGGAAAGAAAUCUCUAACCGAUUGACCGAGAGCGAGCUCAAGUAUCAAUCGGCGCGUUGUAUGGACUGCGGUAUUCCUUUCUGUCAAUCCGAUAGCGGAUGUCCCAUCUCGAACAUUAUCCCCAAGUGGAACGACCUGGUCUUCAAGGGCCAAUGGCGUGACGCACUGAAUCGCCUACUCAUGACGAACAAUUUCCCCGAGUUCACUGGUCGUGUUUGUCCAGCCCCGUGCGAAGGUGCUUGCGUUUUGGGUAUUAAUGAGCAACCUGUGGGGAUCAAGAGUAUAGAGUGUGCGAUCAUUGACAAGGGUUUCGAAAUGGGAUGGAUGAAGCCAACCAAGCCGACGUUCCGCACGGGCAAGAAAAUUGCCAUCAUUGGCUCUGGACCUGCUGGCCUUGCAUGCGCGGAUCAACUAAACAAGGCGGGACAUACCGUAACCGUUUACGAUCGCAAUGAUCGCAUGGGUGGGCUUCUCAUGUAUGGGAUCCCCAACAUGAAGCUCGAUAAGUCGAUUGUACAGAGACGUCUUGACUUGAUGGCUGAGGAAGGGAUUACGUUUGUCCCUAAUUCCAACAUUGGCGUGGAUAUCGAUGCCGAGGACCUGAGAAGCGCUAAUGAUGCAGUCGUGUUUUGCACUGGUGCAACAUGGCCUCGCGAUCUAAAGAUUCCCAACCGAGAUGCAGCCGGCAUUCACUUUGCUAUGGAAUUCCUCCAGGUUGCUCAACACCAAAUCUUUAUUGGACUCGGGCUUCAAGACAGUAGCUAUAUUAACGCUCGUGGGAAGGACGUCAUUGUUAUUGGAGGCGGAGAUACUGGUAAUGAUUGCAUAGGGACAUCCAUGCGUCACGGUGCCAAAUCGGUUACAAACUUUGAAUUGCUUCCUAAACCUCCAGCAAGCCGCGGUCGCGAUAAUCCAUGGCCACAGUGGCCUCGUAUUUUCCGUACCGACUAUGGGCAUACCGAAGUUGCUGCCCACUUUGGCAAUGACCCGCGCGAGUACUCCAUUUCGACCAAAGAUUUUACCGUGGAUGAAGAAGGAAAGCUUACUGGUUUGAACACUGUCCGCGUUGAAUGGACAAAAGACAGCGGAGGGCGCUGGAAGAUGGAGGAGGUUCCUGGAUCUGAGAAAUAUUUCCCGGCCCAAUUAGUCUUCCUUGCUCUUGGUUUCUUGGGACCUCAGCAAGAACCACUGAAGAAGCUGGGAGUAAAACUUGACGGGCGUGGCAACGUUCAAACUCCGCACAAGAAAUACUCCACCAACGUCGACGGUGUAUUUGCUGCUGGUGAUUGCCGCAGAGGCCAAUCCCUAAUCGUUUGGGGCAUCAAUGAGGGUCGAGGCGCUGCUGCAGAGGUUGAUGCAUGGUUAAGCAAUGGAGUUACUCGUCUUCCUUCUGCCGGUGGAAUCAAACAACGUCUCUUCAUUCCCCCGGUCACUGCCACUUUAACUAAGCCAGUUCAUGUCGACGCCUGA
This is a messenger RNA of Rhizoctonia solani, 6771 nucleotides long. RefSeq names its product glutamate synthase (NADPH/NADH). Gene Ontology annotation, molecular function: FMN binding; iron-sulfur cluster binding; glutamate synthase (NADH) activity. Lineage: Eukaryota; Fungi; Basidiomycota; Agaricomycetes; Cantharellales; Ceratobasidiaceae. The transcript has 22 exons. Bases 1 to 6771 code for a protein of 2256 amino acids. The record is from RefSeq and is a predicted model, not a curated record.